CACGAUUUGCCUCCCAAACCAGCAUAUCAAAUCACAUACAUAGUUCUAUUUCCUUUACUUUGGAAUCAGUUUCAUCUCAUUAUCCAGCAUCAUAUCGCCUUGGGGACCUAUUCUUACGCACAUCCCAACAUGGCCGCCUCAAUUGCCCCCGAAUGCAACGAGAUCAAAGAGAAAUACGACACCUGCUUCCUCAAGUGGUAUAGUGAGAAAUAUCUCCGUGGCAACACCACCUCCAACGACUGCGAGGAACUCUUCACCAAGUACAAGACGUGCUUGAAUGUCGUCCUCAAAGAAAAGGGCAUCGAUUCCAUGCUCGAAGAUGCCCGGAAGAGCACGACCAAGGAAUUCGACGCCGAGACUCUUCGACGGGGUUGAGGUCUUCUCGUCCGACUCCGGUCCUUAUUCUUCUUUGAUUCCGUCGAUCCAAUCAUCUCUUCUCUCUCUCUUCUCGGAGAAAACAGCUACUUCGGAUCUCUCUACCCUCUUGGUUAAGGAGGGGUGAUGAGAAAGGUAUUUUGGAGUGUUUAUUCUUCAGGAUAUGCAUAGGGCAAGGGGUCAGGGAGAGUCAAACCCACUCCGGACCCCUUCAGAAAGCUCAUCAUAACCCACUCACACCAUCUCGUCUCGUCUCGUCUCAUCCCGUCUCCCCCCUCACUGCUAUAUAUGGCAUGAUCUAGUAGGGGCGUUGCUUGGUUUCCUCUUUUCCUUUUUGAUCAAGACACUAGAGCUGUGCUGUCUACUUACUUGUACUAUAUGUUGUGAUGUACCACCAUGUGCGAUACGAUGUUCCUGGAAACAUGCAUUAUGUAUUAUAUACCUACAACCCCCCACCAGAUAGCUCAAAUCAUCCAUA
This is a messenger RNA of Aspergillus uvarum CBS 121591, 853 nucleotides long. RefSeq lists its product as uncharacterized. Lineage: Eukaryota; Fungi; Ascomycota; Eurotiomycetes; Eurotiales; Aspergillaceae. The record is from RefSeq and is a predicted model, not a curated record. Bases 130 to 375 code for a protein of 81 amino acids. The transcript is spliced from 4 exons.